Molecule: messenger RNA, 2502 nt
Organism: Actinia tenebrosa (Australian red waratah sea anemone)
Lineage: Eukaryota; Metazoa; Cnidaria; Anthozoa; Actiniaria; Actiniidae
Product: ras-related protein Rab-1C
Molecular function (GO): GTPase activity; GTP binding
Source: RefSeq, a predicted model, not a curated record
GAGGGGAGAGUGGGUAGUUCGACCUUUGAAACAAGAAGCAAAAUGGCGGCCUUGAUAGACGAACGAGGACCGAUGUUCAAAGUCGUUCUUCUUGGCGAAGCAGGUGUAGGAAAAACCUCUUUAUUUUACAGAAUAAAAGAAAAUACUUUCAUUUCAAACGGGAGGAAUACAAUAGGCGUUGACAGUUGCUCGAAAUUCCUUAAGGUGAACGACAAACAAGUCACGCUCAGUGUAUGGGACACUGCUGGAGUUGAACGAUUCCGAACAGUAACAAAGAACUACUACCGAGGUGCGCAUGCCUGUAUUUUGAUGUUUGGUAUUGACGAACCAGGUUCACUGCAAUAUCUUACGCACUGGACACGCGAUGCUAACGAAUUCUGCCCAGAUGCCUUUAAGUUUGUUGUUGCCAACAAAAUUGACUUAGAUUGCAGGGUCAGCCUAGAAAGUAUGCAAAUGUUUUCUGAUUCCCACAACUGUUCCAAUGUAUUUCAAAUUUCUGCUAAAACUGGAGAAGGGAUAGAUGGACUGUUAGACUCAAUGGCAAAGGAAUUAUUAAAUGAAAACAAGGAAACAAGAUUGGAGAAGGAGAAGGAUUUAUCAUCAAGUGGUAACAUCAGUGUUGGUGAAACUCCAGAUCCAACUGUAAGACAAUGGAAAAGUGGUUGUUGUAAAUCUAUGUAGUUAAGGAAUAGAUUACUGAAUUAUUAGUACUACAGCUUGGAGUAACACCUACCAUUAUUUCAAAAUAGGUUGUCAGUUGUAGAUCUGAAAUCUGAAAUCUCAGACAAAUAUUCCCUAGUAUAGGUCAUCGCUAAAAGUGUGGUACUGUAACAUAUUUAGAUAUUAACUUGUUGCAAAUCGCUAAUUGAAAAGACAAAACAAUCAUCACUACUUUCCUUUAUUUUUAAAAUCACAGCUCAUGGUUCAGUACAGUCUCAGAUUUCCGAUUUCUGAUCUCCAAGUGAUGAUGUUUUUUGAAAUAGAUGGAGUUUGGGUUGCACUUGAUGCUUAAAAGCUAGAAAAACCUGGGAAUCACAGUCACCCAACCUUCAUGUAAAGGCCCUGUAAUGCAUUGAAACUUUUAGCUUAAAUUUAUGUGCUGCAGCAUUGUGAGAAAAGUUUCAAGUGGGUGUUUGAUGGUGCAAUAUUUUCAUGAACUAUUAUCAUACACCAUGUUGUGUUGUCUACUCACUGGGAAUGUUGGGCUCUGAUUGGAUUGUUCACUGAGGCAUGACGAAGGAAGUUUCAAGAUGAGAGUUACAUGGCACAAUUUCAUCCUGAAACUAGUUUGCGACACACAUAAGCAUGAAGCAGUUCUACUUUUUGCGAAACUUUCAUGCGAUGCAAGUUUCACAAAGCUGUGACAAAGGGUGACACAAUGCAGUUUCUUCUUAAGCUUGUCUCUCAAUGCCAUUGCACAUGAUUUUCACCUAAAAGUUUCAACAUGUAACAAGGCCUUAAAGGGCAUCUGAAGAGGACACUAAGUAAGGACRAGUUUGAGCCAGUGAUUUUCCAAAGUGUGAAUGGAAUUAUGCAAUUCAUUAUGAGGUUUUGGAGGAUGUCAAUCAAAGUGUUUUCAUGACAUUGUCAGGAAGCAUAUUUUCAAGGGCAAGUGCCUAUCGAAAUAUGUCAUGGAAACCUUUUGAUUGACAUUCACCAAAACCUACUUGGUCACAACUUACAAUGCUUGGUUCCAGCRUAGUUAAUAGAGGGGAAUGGUUAGGAAACUUAUUGUUAUCAGGUCUUUGUUCGCUUUUGAUCUUGAACUGAUCUUGACCAUGCACAAUGUUUGAUUUAUGCUCAUCCAAAAUUGCAAAGUAAGCAAACAUAAACUUUGCCUAUGGGAUUGUCAUAAGGAGUAUUCAAAUAUAUCUUAUAAAUCUUUAAGUAUUUUGAAGUAGCAGCAAAAACAAAGAUUUUGGUCUGAUCACUCGGCCAUUGCCAACAAUGGUAAAACAAUGGUAAAACAAAGGAUAGUGCAGGGUCACGCUUGAAAAAAGUGAACAAAGACCUAUAACAAAAGGGUUUCCUAACCAUUCCCCUCAAUUAACUAUGGUUCCAGGCUUGGUACUGAGAAGCACUUGAAUAUAUCUUGUACAGCCUAUAUAAACAGGGCCGUAACCAGAACUUUUACAGGGAGGGUGCACAUCGAAUAAAAUCGGGAAAAAAAGGAAAGAAAGCAGCAGAACCAAAAAAAAAAAAACCAAAAGAAAGCAGAACCAAAAAAAAAGGGGAUGGAUGAGCGGACCUUCAGCUUUUAUGGGGGGGUGCACGUGCACCCUGUGCUCCCCCCUAGUAACGGCCCUGAUAAAUAGCUUAUUACAUAAGUAUACAUGUACAUACUUCGUAUAAUUUUAAACUUGACUAUAGAGUUUCACACACCGUGAAUAGUCGAGCCCCUAGUGAUUAURUGAUAUUCACUGCUUAAGUGGCACAUGAUUAUGAAGUUUUUCCAAAGUUUGACAAAAUGGAAGCAAUACUAAAAGGUUUUUUUGUCCUGAA